Molecule: messenger RNA, 2034 nt
Organism: Eucalyptus grandis
Lineage: Eukaryota; Viridiplantae; Streptophyta; Magnoliopsida; Myrtales; Myrtaceae
Product: BTB/POZ and TAZ domain-containing protein 4
Molecular function (GO): protein binding
Source: RefSeq, a predicted model, not a curated record
CUUCCUGCCUGUAUCAAAUUCCCUGACGUGCGUCUGAAUCAGCAGCCUGAUCUUCUUCCUCCUUCCUUCUCCUUCUCCUUCUCCUCUCUCUCUGCUCUGACCUGCCGAUGCGCGUGCGGGUUUCUUGCUUGUUGCCUGACAGAGUGGAGAGAGAGAGAGAGAGAGAGAGAGAGAGAGGAGGGAGGAGGAGAGAGAGAGGAGAGAGAGUGCGAACAAAGACUGACAGAUAAGGAAACGGGCGACGUCGACAAUGGACGUCGUCCUUUCUAUAUAAGCUGGUCGAAGCGUGGUUCGAGGAAUUCCGGUUGGGUCGAGCGAGCCUUCCUCUCCGUGUCUCUGCCUCCGUCUCUCUAUUGGGUUGUUGAUUUCAAGACAAUAAUUGAAACUGCGCAACGGAAGUUGACGCCUUUGCAUCUCGCGGAUCGGUUCUUGACUCAUAUUCGAGGGGAUUGCCCAGAGGGUGUUUCUUGGCAGAGAAGCUGUCGCUUUUCCUCCUCCUCCUGCGGAUAAAUAUUCUGUAUUGCCUUCGGCAUUGGUUCCGUUCCUACAGUUUUGUUGGAGAGGAGACCCGAUUUGCGCCGGCUUCCAGAGAUUUAAAGAAGCAGAAAGUGUCCGAGGUUCGGACAGGAUCAAAUUUGGAUCGGAUCGAGUCGAAUCUGUUCUUGCAUCGUAUCCGGGUUUUUUUGUUUCUUCUCCGGGUAUCUCCGGAUCGGAAAUUGGAGAAUAAUCAGAAACAGAUGGGAGGGAUCGACACAAACAGCAAUGAUACAUUGAUCAUUGCACGGACUGGUCUCCCGGCAGCACCUCCAUUACCUGGUCCGACCCUGACCAAAUGUGCCAGGAAGAGACUGCAAACGGAGGGAGUGCCUCAAAGAGGCAAUUGCUGCAUCUCGACAACAGCAAUCGAUCUCUGGGAGCGACUUUUUGAUGAAGGCCAUAAAGCAGAUGUCCAAUUUCACACUGACGAUGGUGGUGUCGUCUAUGCACAUGCUUGUAUAAUUAGCAUGGCUUCUCCAGUAAUGAAAGGCAUGCUAAAGAAAUCUAAACAAAAGGGUCGUUAUCAAAUAUUAUCGGUUGGUGGAGUUCCUCAUGAUGCCAUUCGUGUUUUUGUUCGAUUCUUGUACUCAUCCUGUUAUGAAAACCAAGACAUGGCUGACUUGGUUGUGCCUUUACUGGUGCUCUCACACUCGUUCGUGGUUCCUCAGCUCAAGCAGAUCUGUGAGCAGCAACUCGAGCAGGGUCUACUUAACAUGGAGAACGUCAUUGACAUUUUUCAGCUUGCGUUGCUCUGUGAUGCUCCUCGUCUUAGCUUCAUCUGUCACCGCAUGAUUGUGAAGAACUUCAAGGAUGUGUCAGAGACCGAAGGAUGGGCUGCGAUGAAGCAGAGUCACCCCUUCCUAGAAAAAGAGCUACUAGAGUGCGUCGCUCACGAAGAAAACCAAACAAAGGAGAGGAUCAGAAGGAAGAAUGAGAGGAAGAUCUAUUUGCAACUAUAUGAAGCGAUGGAAGCUCUAGUUCAUAUUUGUAGAGACGGGUGUCGAACGAUUGGGCCCCAUGACAAAGUCUUCAAGAAGGACCAGCCGCCGUGCAGCUUCGAGGCUUGCAAGGGCCUAGAAUUGCUUAUCCGCCAUUUUGCGGGCUGCAAGUUACGGGUUCGUGGUUGCAUCCACUGCAAGCGAAUGUGGCAGCUGUUGGAGCUGCACUCCCGUCUCUGCUCCGAUUCAGACGUUUGCCGAGUCCCUUUGUGCAGGAACUUCAAGGACAGGAUCAACCAACAGAACAAGAAGGACAAGACCAAGUGGGGAAUACUUGCGAGAAAGAUCUUGAGGACGAAGACCAUCGGGGUAGCGCCGUUUUUUACAUCGGUAUAUGGGAGUUAAUUUGGAGAGCAAAUCCCGGGUUUCUGUGGGAUGUCAAUCCAAGUGUAAUAUGUAAUGUUUAUAUGCAAUGAGAAGCCAGCACCAAAUCUGGUGGUUUUGGAUGCCUCUUGAUCGACAGAAUCAGAAGGAAAGAAAAAUAGAUUGCAUUCUCUUA